Messenger RNA from Magnolia sinica, 1152 nucleotides. RefSeq lists its product as uncharacterized. The record is from RefSeq and is a predicted model, not a curated record. NCBI's taxonomy places the organism in Eukaryota, Viridiplantae, Streptophyta, Magnoliopsida, Magnoliales, Magnoliaceae. The transcript has 2 exons. Bases 1 to 1152 code for a protein of 383 amino acids.
AUGUCCCCGCCAUCAUUAGAGGAGGUCCAUCUUGCUGUCCGCUCCCUUCUUAGGGAUGGUGCUCGUGGCCCUGAUGGAUUUUUAGGGGCGUUCUUCAUUGGUAGCUGGCAUAUAGUGGGCCAAGAUAUUCUCAAAGUGAUGACUUUCCUUUUUAGUGGUGAAGAUCUCCCUCGAGCCUUCUCUGUAUCUCAUAUUUGUCUCAUCCCUAAAAUCCCAACCCCGAAGAAAUUUGCGGACUUUAGAUCAAUCAGCCUGUGCAAUUGUAUUUAUAAAAUCUUCUCCAAGAUGAUAACGUCUAAGCUCAGCAAAGUGUUACCUAAGCUCAUCUCUCGCAAGCAAGGGCCAUUUGUACAAGGUCAUUCUAUCGCAAAGAAUUUCGUUAUUGCCCAAGAGAUGAUAAGGGACCUAAAUAGGAAGAUCAGAGGAGGGAAUAUUGUGUUGAAGCUUGAUAUGGAAAAGGCCUUUCUCAUAAAUGGGGCAGCUUCCAGUUUCUUCAAAUCCGAGAGAGGGCUUCAACAAGGUGACCCUAUAUCCCCCAGCCUAUUCAUUAUUGUUAUAAAGGUUUUCAGUAAAGGGUUUGCACAAUGGGUCUCUAGCGGUUCCUGCCUUCCUUACAAGCUCAGUAGGGGCUGCCCACUUAUCUCCCACCUCCUCUACGUAGAUGAUACCCUUAUAUUUCUCAAUGGGGGGCUAGUCUCUCUUCACGAAGUGAAAAGAUUUCUCUGUUCUUCUCAAGUUGUCUCGGGCCGAAAGAUCAACCUUUCAAAGAGCUCCUUCCUUUACUCCAGCAAAUUAUCAUCUGCUAGAAUCAGAAAUAUCGAGAGUCCCCUUCAGGUUCGUAAAGCAGGGCUAUGCUCCAUCUACUUGGGAGUCUUGCUGAUCCAUGGCAGAGUCAGGAGAUCUAAUUUGCUCUCCCUAGUUCACCGAGUGGAGAAUAGGAAUGGUGGGUGGAAAGCUAGGUGUCUCUCACAGGUUGGAAGGGUAGUCUUCAUCCAGCAUGUUCUUGGGAGCUGUGCUCACCAUGGCAGCUACUCAAAUUACAUUGUCGAUCCCAUCCGAGCUGGAGAGGCGAUUCGCCAACUUUUUCUAGGGCUGGGCAGAGGGCAAGAAAAAGCUCUAUUGGUCAAGCUGGAAGGCCAUUUCCAGGCCUAA